Molecule: messenger RNA, 1387 nt
Organism: Papaver somniferum (opium poppy)
Lineage: Eukaryota; Viridiplantae; Streptophyta; Magnoliopsida; Ranunculales; Papaveraceae
Product: protein GLUTAMINE DUMPER 3-like
Exons: 1
Coding region: 453-863 (136 amino acids)
Biological process (GO): regulation of amino acid export
Source: RefSeq, a predicted model, not a curated record
GCUUGUCGAAAAGUGAGGCAUGACAGUCCUGCGGCCCACACUAUGCCACAUGGAGAUUGUAAGAAUCAGCAUUUUGCAAGCCUGGACUUUUGAAAAUGAAACCAAAUCUGAAGGUGAUUAGGGUCUGAAUCAGCAUCAUUUAUGAUUGAAAUUAGAGGUUUCCAAAUGAAAUCGGCAUAUAAAGCCUAAAAUGUGCAGGGAAUGAAUAUUUAGUGGGUUUCAGAAAUUAUUACCAUCUAGUCAGCCCCUAGAGUGAUUCAGAUCCUAAAGAAAACUGGCAUCCCUUAUAACAGCAGCAGCAGGAGGUAGCGUAAAAACCAAAACGACUGAUGUUUAACACCAAAUCAUAUCCCAUCCCAAGUGACUGCCCUAGCUAUAUAAAUUCAUUCUCUGCAAACCCAUUUCCUCCAUUCACCCGAAAGCGGAGAGAAUCAGAGAAACCCUGAAAAAGAAUGAGGAAUGGUGGCACCAUUUCUUUUUUAUCAACAGCAACACUAGCAGCAUCACCAGUCCGAUCUCCAAGAUUGCAUUCAUCACCAAUACCAUUUCUGUUUGGAGGAUUAGCAGCUAUGUUUUGUUUAAUAGCAUUCGCUCUUUUGAUCCUCGCUUGUUCUACUUGGAAAUUAUCUAUGUUUUUAUGUCAUGAUAAUAACUGUGAAGGAUCCACACAUCGUGGUGGUGGUGGUGGUGGUGAUAAAUCAGCGGAAGAAGAAAGCGUUAAAGUAGUGUACGAAGGGCAGAUCGGUGUGAUCAUGGCUGGUGAUGUUAAACCUACUUAUUUAGCUGUACCUAGAUCAUUAGGUGAAAAACCAAAGGAAGACGAAGAAGAAAGUGAUGUCAUUAGGGUGGAAUCAUCAGCGUGAUAUGAUUUUUUUUUUCCUGUUGUAGAACGGGUUUACUUUUCGUCUUCUACGAAUUCAUAGUGAAUUUUUUUAAUAUUACUGUAUUAUUGUUUUUUUUUAAUUUGAGCAAAGUGUUUUUGGAAGAAAUUUGAAGAGGCCAUUAACACAGGAGUUUAGAGGUGGAAGGUCUCUGUAUUUAGACAUCUACUAGUGAUACAUACAUUCCUAUAAAAUAGGAGGAGGAGUUUUAUUGUGUUGGACUCAAUUGAUAGGCGCCAGAUCAUUUUAGCGUGCUGGUGCGGACCUUACUCAGCCAACUUUUGCAGCCAUAUGAGAUGCCAGCCAGGUGAAUGCCACAUUUAGGCCCGGCCCUCUACAAAGCUCCAACACAUGGGACCUAGUAGCUGACACGAGUUUUCACUCCAACAUUUGCCAACGCAUCAUGGCUUUUCGUAGAUAAAUUUAAGGGUAACUAGAUUUGUGCCCGUGCUAUGCAUCGGGCGUAGUUUUUCUUUUAAUUUGGUGUGCAUGGGGCGAAGCCCCGC